UUUUGCCAUCUCUGUUGAACAGUGGACUGUGAGAGAAAGGGUGAAAGUCUUCAAAUUUUCCAGUGCACAAAUAAGACCCUCAGUCCUUAAAUAAAAUCUUGAAGCAAAAGCAAGAAAGAUUUGUAUAAAACUAACUAGAUAGCAAUAGCAACAUGGGAAUACUAGUACUGAUGGCUACUAUAAAAAAAGCAGUUUAAGAAUUGUUUAGUUCUAGUGGAGACAAUGACUUGUUGUGCCUCAUUGAUGGAAGGAGCUGGAAAGGAAACCAGUUUUGAAACAUGAGACCAGCUUUGCAUUUGGUGUGACAAGCAUUCCCAUCUACACAACUUUAGAACGUGUUGUGUAUGACCUCCUUCUGUCUGUGUAUGUCUGUGUUGUAUCUAAUCCUUUAUUACCCCUCACCUGUACUCUGUAGGGGCCAUUUCGGCCAUUUGGGUGCCCAAGUCCAUGUGUGUGUCUGGUCCAGUCUGGUUACAAUGUUUUUAGCAAGGAGUCCUGUGCCUAUUGAGGGUACAGCUUACACACACAGGCAGGGGCAUGAGGAUUUUGGGGGGAAGAGGCUCAAGUGAAAAAAGAGCACUUCUCAUAAUUUUCCAAAUAAAAAUUGCUUUAUGACAUGUGGGUAGUAUAUUGGCUAGCAAAUGUCUGACUAACCGAUUUAUUAAAAUACCCUCAUGCAAAUACUACUUAAUACUCAACAGAUUUCUACAAAAGAAUCAGUAGUAGUAUUAUACAAUCCCCCCCAUUCACGUGUAAGGCAGGGCUGUCUAUAUCAUGUAUUGAUAAAGAUAUAUUGGCAAAGAACGAACUAAUGGAAUGAAUAGGCCUAGUUAUUAAAAAAAGGGCACUUUAUCUCCUGGAUGAAAAAGGGCAGGGUCUCAAGACCUCUUUGAUGUCUAUAUGUGCAUGUGCACGUGCCUGCACACGGGUACAUGCACCAUGUGCGGACUGGCUUCACCUUCACAGCCGGCAGGGUGGCCAGUUUCCUCCCCUUUAGCCUACCAAGAGCCUAUGGGGGUUGCUGUUUCUGUAAACUGUCAGUCCUGUGUUGUGACAUCAGAGAAAAGUUCUCCAUUUGGCCCCUGGCCAGACUUCGGAAAUCUGGGUGUCCAUUUUGUAGAUGUUAUCUCAGUUAGACUCAGAUGCCCGUGUCACAGUCAUGAAGACAUCUGUGUUGCACUGGUAAGUGCUGGAAUACUGAGUGUUAGUUCGGAUCUUUUGAAAAAUAAGCAGGUGAUCUGAACAGGUGCAGGAUUAGCAGUGAAUCACAAGAAUAGAAUGUCACAACAACCCAGUCAAGAAGAACUGCGAGUGGUGAUGCUGGGUUCAAUUGAGUCUGGAAAGACAUCUGUGAUAAACACCUUACUUGGUCAUACAGGGUCCGAUUUGGGGAAAAGAACAGUUAACUGUGUGAGGAAAGAGGGGGAGGUCAGAGGCAGAAAACUCAUUCUAGUCGAUACCCCAGGCUGGUGGAGGAACUUUUCGUUAAUUGACACAGCAGAGUUUAAGAAGCGGAAGCUUACGCUGAGUGUCUGCAAAUGUCCCCCAGGACCUCAUGCUUUUAUCUUAACAGUUAAGAUCGACAACCCCUUCACUGAGAACAACAGAAGAGCCAUCGAGGAACAUUUGAGUCUCUUUGGGGAGAGCAUCUGGGAACGUACAAUAGUGGUCUUCACUAUCAUAAGAGAUGUGCUGGGAGCAGAAACCAUGGAGGCACUGGUAGAUGAAAGCCUUGAGCAGUACAUUGAGAGUGGGGGAGAGACCUUGAGAUGGCUAGUGAGGAAAUGUGGUAACCGGUAUUGUGUCCUUAAGCAUGAUUCUAAGCAGAUUUCCCAACUGCUGGAAAAGAUAGAGGGUGUAGUAGCGAAAAAUCACGGGGGUUAUUUUCAACUCGAUGAGAAGGUGUUAAAGGAAAUUGAGGAGAAGAAGAAAGCCAACGGGGAGAAAGCCAGGUCCCGGCGUCUUAUAGUUGCCAGGCAACGGGAAGGAAGUAAACCUGAGAUCCAAAUUCUUCUGCUAGGCUGGGUGUGCUCUAGAAAGACCAUGGCUAGAAACAUCAUCCUAAACCUAAAGGAGAACAUAGGCUGGAGAAGAACCAUCCAGACAAAUAGAAAAUCAGGAAUAGUGGCGGGGCGUCUGGUCAGUGUGGUGGACACCCCUGGCUGGUGGAAGUACUUCUCUGGCCAGUUCACUCAAGAGUGGAUGAAGACGGAGCUACGUAGGAGUGUGACGCUUGACGGUAAGAAUCCCCACGCCAUUCUUCUUGCAGUUCCAGCAGAUACUACCUUCCUUGAGGAACAGAGGAAGAUUACAGAAGACAACAUGAAGAUAUUUGGCGAGCAUGUGUGGAGGCAUACCAUGGUGCUGUUCACAUGUGGAGACCUGCUGGGAGACACAAGCAUUGAGGAGCACAUUGAGUAUGAAGGAGCACCACUGCAGUGGCUCGUGGAGAAGUGUGGAAACAGAUAUCACGUCUUGGGCAAAGACCAAGGUGGGGAAAGCUCACAGGUCACAGAGCUGCUGGAGAAGGUUGAGGAGAUGGUGGCUACAAACAGCAUGUUCAGUCUCCACGAAGAGUCUCAAACACCAGAAGUCGAGGAGAUGGCUGAAGAACCAGAUGAAACAAAUGCAGAGGUUGUGCGAUUCUUGGACCAGGAAUGGAACAGGAUGGACAAACAAAUGGAAGAGACCGUCAAAAGCAUUUGCAGUCAAACCCUUGUCCUAGAGGGAAAUAGAAGCAUAGAUGAUUUUCCUGACCACGGAGAGGGCCCAGCUGACCUGUCUGAGCAGGCUGAAGGGGAGACGCUGGAGAGGGUGAGGGAGAUGCUGGAGCGAGAGUGGAGCCGACAGGAAGUGGUGGUCAGGGAGCGGCUUCACGAAAUCCUGUCAGAGCAACACACGCCCGCGGGUCUGUCAUCUGAAUCUGAUGAGAGUGAUCAAUCAUGAGCGUGAACUCCAAAAAAAAUAUCUUCAGAUGAUUUGAUGGCACCUCUGGACAUGACACUGAUGAAGAUCUUGACCAUGAGAAAAAUGAAUAGCACAUUCACACAUGAGAAGAUUAUAUGUACUGUGCAUUAUACAAUUUUAUAUUUUGUAAGGGGCGUUGUGCACCCCUAUGAUGUGUGUGUGUGUGUGUGUGUGUGUGUGUGUGUGUGUGUGUGUGAUAUGUCAUCCAUAAUGCAGUGUGAUGCCUAAUGUUCAUUUUGGCCAAUUUACAUGGUUAAGUGGUUUUAGCCUGUGCAAAUGUCAAUGUGAAUUUCCGUUAUCAUUUUCUGUGUGCCAUGUGUAAAUACUACUGUUUAAGCAACGUGGCACGAGUGAGAGUCGGGCUAGGAAAGGAUAUAGACCCUUCCUACAGUACGGCUAUGGUUUGGCCGCAGGCCGCAGCUACCCCUGAGUUAUUUCCAUUCAUUAUGAGUCUUGGAAUGCCUCUCAUCCAAUCAGAGGUGAAUAAAAAGCUUAGACUAGCUGUUGUAUUUAAGGGAAUCUAUAUGCUGUCAGCAUACAAUACCCUAUGCUUUGCUUUUUAAAGUGAUGAGUAAACUUCUUUUUGCUUUAAACUUCUAAAAGUGUUGAUUUAUACUCGUUCCCAUAGUUUUGCCUUCAUCAGAGCGCUUUUUUGUAGGCCAUAUGGGUAAUAUAUCUUUACAAUAUUUGUUAUAAUCUGUUCAUCCAAUCCUAUGUGUAUGAUUGUUUUAACCUGAGUGUUUAUUUACAGUGGAAGAACUCAGCAACCACUGAAAAAAGUCUAUCUUUCUUUCAACGACACCUAACAAAUAUGUGUAUGUUUCAUUUAUGUUCUGUAAAACACAGGCAAUGGGAAAUAGGAAUAUUUAAAUUGCAACUUUAUGAAUAAAAUAAUCAUUGAGCUGAAAUCACUUUUCA
Messenger RNA from Alosa sapidissima (American shad), 3885 nucleotides. Its product is annotated as GTPase IMAP family member 8-like. Lineage: Eukaryota; Metazoa; Chordata; Actinopteri; Clupeiformes; Clupeidae. The transcript is spliced from 5 exons. Bases 1279 to 2946 code for a protein of 555 amino acids. Gene Ontology annotation, molecular function: GTP binding. The record is from RefSeq and is a predicted model, not a curated record.